AUGUACUUGUGUCUGUGUUUGUGCCUCUGCCUCUGCCUUUGCCUCUGCCUGAGCUUGAGCCUGAGCCUGAGCCUGAGCCUGAGCCUGAGCCUGAGCCUGAGCCUGAGCUUGAGCUUGAGCUUGAGCCUGAGCCUGAGCUUGAGCUUGUUCCUGUGCCUGUGCUUGAGCUUGAGCUUGAGCCUGAGCUUGAGCCUGAGCUUGAGCCUGUGCCUGAGCUUGAGCCUGGGCUUGAGCCUGUGCCUGUGCUUGAGCCUGUGCUUGAGCCUGUGCUUGAGCUUGAGCCUGUGCUUGAGCCUGUGCUUGAGCUUGAGCCUGUGCUUGAGCUUGAGCCUGUUCCUGGGCCUGGGCCUGGGCCUGGGCCUGGGCCUGUGCCUGGGCCUGUGCUAG
Molecule: messenger RNA, 387 nt
Organism: Phycomyces blakesleeanus NRRL 1555(-)
Lineage: Eukaryota; Fungi; Mucoromycota; Mucoromycetes; Mucorales; Phycomycetaceae
Exons: 1
Coding region: 1-387 (128 amino acids)
Source: RefSeq, a predicted model, not a curated record